Messenger RNA from Psylliodes chrysocephalus, 750 nucleotides. Lineage: Eukaryota; Metazoa; Arthropoda; Insecta; Coleoptera; Chrysomelidae. The record is from the annotation of a GenBank genome assembly.
AUGGAUAAGGAAAACUUAUUAAUUGCGUAUUUGUGCGUGAACCGAUUUGAAACAAAGGAAAUUGCAGAUGAAUGUGGACAAACAGUCUGUAUUGUGAAGUCGCAUUGGAAAAGGUUAAGGGAGACGUUUAUGACGAAAUUAUCCAAAAUACAAUAUAAACGCUCUGGAGAUGGCGCUGACGAAAAUGAUUCCGAAAAACCGGACUGGAUAUAUUUCGAUUCGCUUUUAUUUCUUGAGGACCAAAUGAUACCAAGAAAAAGUUCGGGAAAUUUUCAUGAAGGAGAGGAGGAAUCUGAACUCACUGAGAUGCAAGAAAAAUUGAUAGAAAGGCAUAGUGUCAGUGAUGAUGACUCUCGAAGUUAUAUAACUACUUCUAUUUCUCCUCGAAGUACUCCACUUCCCUCGCCAUCUGCCCCAGUACCAAAAACUAAAAACGAAAGGUGUGAAAAUAAAAAGCUGGAUAGUGAUUUAAACGAAAAUAUAGUCGACAACAAUUUGGAAGAAAACCCGGAUGCUCAUACUAUGAUGAUGACUUUAGAGCAAGAACCUAGAGAGUUGGUACACGGUAAUAUGGCAAAUUUUAGCACUGUCAGUACCUCAUCUCUGGAUCCCAUCAAUCAUGAUCCAUCUUCGUUAGUAAUGCCAAAUAUUGAUAGUGAUUAUCAUCCUACUGAAGAAGACUGUGAAUCUGAUGACUUAUCUAAUAAUGAAGUAUUAUUGCUCACGAUAAUACCACUAAAAAAGCAGUAA